Molecule: messenger RNA, 6180 nt
Organism: Poeciliopsis prolifica (blackstripe livebearer)
Lineage: Eukaryota; Metazoa; Chordata; Actinopteri; Cyprinodontiformes; Poeciliidae
Gene: st6gal2a
Product: ST6 beta-galactosamide alpha-2,6-sialyltranferase 2a
Exons: 7
Coding region: 359-1951 (530 amino acids)
Molecular function (GO): sialyltransferase activity
Source: RefSeq, a predicted model, not a curated record
AGAGAGAAAAGGGCAGCAACAAUGUGACAGACAACACAGCCGCUCUGCUCAGAGUUGUAGUGGAUAUCGGCUCAGUGAACGGAGGGAGGGCAGAGGCGAGGCGAGGCGAGGCGAGCCGAGCCGCAUGCUCGCUGUGCAACAAGGCGAACGGGAGCGGAAUAAUGAAGCGGCGGCCAGCAGCAUCCAGACAGCAGCGAGGCGGCGUUUAGGGUCCUGUUUGCACAUAACAGACUCAUGGGCAGGAGGAAAUAAAGGCAUCAGUUCAGCCCUUCCCCAGUUGACCUGUGGGUUGAGUCCUGGCUAAGGGGAUUUGUUGUUGGCGGGCCAGCUCCAUGGGUGUCUAUGUGAGUGAACAGUAAUGAAGUCCAGCAUGAAGCAGUGGCGGAGGCUGUUGUUGGUGGCCAUGCUGGUCUGGGUCCUGGUCUUUCUUGCUCUGCUGUCCUACUUCCUGGAUGCCCGUGCGGAUGAGUCUCUGACCUCUAUUGGCUCGUUACUGUCCCAGCAUCCUGACACCAGGCGGCUGGCCUCCAUACAAGCCUCCAAUCAGCAGAAUGCCAUCUUUGGUUUAAGACCUGAACUGGCUUUGCAAUUAACUACAACAUAUCUCAGAGACGAACCAGGACCAGAACCUUCCACCAGCUCCAUAACCUCAGAGACUAGCAUGGAGGCAAGCCAGAGCCCUUAUGUGACUUACGGUAGCCAGGAGGCGGGUCACCAAGAGUACCUGGACCCGCAGAGCCUGGCUGCCUGGUCCUCUUUUGGUACAGAGAAUGUGGGCUCUCAUUCAGACCCUGCAGUCCAGAGUCGUGAGCGAAUGUACCAGAACCAGAUCAGUGCCACUCAAUACCACGCCGGUGAGGAUGAAGAGGACGGCAGAGAAGAUCAAGAUCUUGAGCACAAAAUUAGGACUGCAGAAGACGGGAGACCUGGUGGAGAGUCUUCUGACUUGGAAGAUUACUAUUUCUCCCGAUCUGCCUCUGUGGUGCAGAGGCUGUGGAAAGGCCACGCGUCCGCCGACAUGCUGAGUCCCCGACUGCAGCGCGCCAUGAAGGACUACAUGAGCGCAAACAAACAUCACGUUUUCUACAACGGACAUCGGAAAGGUUCCCAGAGCGCCAAAGAGUUGUUGUGUCAAAUGAAAGCCCAGGCUCAGCUGAAAACGGUGGAUGGGUUGGAGGAGCCCUUCUCCUCUCUGGGCUGGGCAGACUUUGUGCCAUCCCUUCCACUGGAGAAGCUGAACAAACAACAGGGCAGGAGUGGCUUCAAAAGCUGUGCAGUGGUCACCUCUGCUGGUGCCAUCCUGCGCUCCAGACUGGGCAAGGAAAUAGACGCUCAUGAUGCAGUUUUGCGGUUCAACGCGGCCCCAACGGAGGGAUAUGAGCAUGAUGUGGGAAACAAAACUACCAUCCGCAUCAUCAACUCACAGAUUUUGGCGAUUCCCAAGCAUGAGUUCAACAUGAGCUCCAUCUAUAAGAACAUAACGCUGGUGGCCUGGGAUCCUGCACCUUACAAUGUUAACUUGCAGAAGUGGUAUGCCAGUCCGGACUACAACCUGUUUGGUCCGUACAUUGAUCACCGUAAAGCCCACCCCGACCAGCCCUUCUACAUCCUUCACCCCAGCUACGUGUGGCGACUGUGGGAUGUGAUUCAGAGCAACACUCAGGAGAACAUCCAGCCCAAUCCCCCCUCCUCUGGGUUCAUAGGCAUUCUCCUGAUGAUGGCGCUGUGUGAGCAGGUGCACGUGUACGAGUACAUUCCCUCCAUGAGGCAGUCUGACCUGUGCCACUACCACGAGCAAUACUACGAUGCUGCCUGUACACUGGGCGCCUAUCACCCCCUCCUCUACGAGAAGAUCCUGAUCCAGCGCAUCAAUACGGGGCUCGAGAGCGACCUCCGGAGGAAGGGACGCGCAACUAUUCCGGGAUUCAGCGCCAUCGACUGUGACAUUUAAAAUAUAAAACCCACUGAGCCUGAAAGUAAAAAAAUAAAAACAACUGCAUACACUAGUCUUUGCUGGUUGACCAAGGGAGAGUUGCAAUAAAGCCACAACAGACAAGAAGGCUGAGGCUUACUCGUUUCCAAUUAGCCCCAGUAAGAGCAUAAGCCAUAGCCCCCCAGGGAGGGAUCGGCUCCAAGGUUGUCUAAAGACCUUGCCUUCUUUAAUAACAAUUUACUUGAAGAGAGACUGAAGAGGUAAAACACAAAAACUCUGCUUUAGCUGAGCCACGUUAGCUGUGGAGCUGACUAGGGUAGCAACAAAUCAGUGUUUUAGAUAGAAAGUCAGUUUUUAAUAACUUGGUGUGUAUCAGUCAUGUAAAAAAAAAAAAAAAAUGAAUAAAGAAAAAAAAUGUUUUGCAGUUUUAUGGGUGGUAAUCCACUUGAAGGAAAAGCCACAGUUUAUUACUUCAGAUUUCUUUUUUAACAAUCCAGAGUGGUUCGAGUGAAGAGAAGAGUCACUCUGAAUUUCAUAAAAGUGUCCGCAUAUUGCAGCAACAAAAAGAAUGCACAGUUUUCAAAGACGGAUGAUCCGCAUUACUGUACAUAUCUUCCAGCAGAAUCAGAAGCCGCUUCGAGUCGUCACCAGGGCGUUAGUUUCUCACUACUGGUGUUAUGAUUGGUCUGAAAUCACUGUUCUUUGCACGAUGACUGACCGUCACCAGUUUGAUCACAGUGGAGGUUGUUUUUUUUUUUUUUUUUUUUUUUACGAUGCACUUGUUUUGUAAAAAAUGAACGUAAAUGGGGGCCAAAAAAUAAAACGGGUGCUGAGUACAACCCCGUGCCUGAUGGUCAGCUGAACACUUUCCUCGGGUUGCCUUGUCACUGUUUAGAUAAAUGCAGUACAUUCUGCGGCAGUAUUGCAUUGCCAUCCAGUUUGAUUGUGAUGCUGCGUGGAGCAGUGGAUUUUCCUGCAGUCAUAUAUUUCUCAGCUCUGCCUCAACAAUCACCAGCCCCUCAGAUUUUAAUUUAUCGUUCUCUGCUGUCAUUUCACUCUUUAUUGAAUGUAUUUUUACCACUGCCUGCUUUGACCAACCCUGUACUGGAGCUCACCUCUGCUGUACUGUCUGCAUACAUGCGUCGCAGGGAUAUUACUUUGGAUAAAGUGCAUUCCUUACAAUUAUACAUGGUUCAGAGUUCCAAUAUCCACCACGGCUCAGAACAGAGACGGUUAAAAAUCUGGGAUUUUUGCCCAGCAGUGUCUCGGGAUUUACUUUGCCUCCAAGUUUUGAUUGCUUUAUGUUUGCAGUGAGCCGGUGCCACAUCCGGCAGUAGCUGUAGAUGUUUAAAGUCAGCACGGGAAUGGAGGUCAGAAUAUAUUUGGCUUGAGGAAAGUGUUUUAAUAAAUGUGUGCAAUCAGUAGUGGUUUCAUCAAAGAUUUGAAGACGUAUGUGGAGAAAAGCGACUGCUGCAGUAGUGUAGAAAGGAAAAAGCUGCCACUGGGGUUUGACUUGGGUUGGGUAUGUGUUUUUUAUUUUUAUUUUAAGUUAUUCGAUCUUUAUUUUAUGAAAGAAAUUACUAAGUACUUUUAAAAUCGAGUACCAUUUUUCACUUUUGGUGUUUUAUAUACGGUGUGUUAAUAUAAAUUUGUGAUUUUGCAAAUAGUAUGAGAAACUCAUGGUCAGCCACCACAUUAAAACAUCAGUCUUUUGUUGUGUAGAUGCUUUUUUAUGUGGGACUUCAACUAUCCAAAAUACUCAUUGGUUGUUAGCCAUUUGGACUUUGUAGGUUUUUCAUCCGAGAUGUUGUUUCAGAGAAGUAUUUCUCUUCUUAAUGAGGCUGCAGUUAUGUUUCAGUUAUUUGAAAAUAGCUGUUUAGUUUUAAAAAUGAGAAAUGAUAAAAUAAAAUAGAAUUAGCAUUUAGACUUGAAUCAAAUUUAAUAAAUAGAACAUUUAAAACAGAGACCAUGGUUUUUGCCUUUAUUAGUGCUAGCAUUGCAGCACAGGAAGAUGCUGCUGGAAGUUGAAAAAGUUUUGCGGAGGAGAAAGAAAGCAAAGUUCUUUAGGGGCGUUGUGACAAGAAGGGGUCGAGGACAUGAGACAGAAAAAACUGGAACAAGAAAACCAACUUUGGCAGGUUGGCCAGACCAUGCAGAACACUUAAGUUGUCCAUUAUUACAUGAAUAUGUAACAUUAAAUUCCCCUACUCCCUCUCUCUGCAUUGUGGAAAGAAAAACUAAUCCUGCCAAAAAAAUUAUUUUUUAUGAAGUAUCGUGUACAGUUCUUUUGGAAAUAGUUGCCAAGUACAAUUUCAGAUCUGGAAAGAGAUUUGAGACAUUUUAAGGGAACUUCUGUCAAACUACCAGAAUCAUUUUUACAAGAAUUUCACAGCAAGUAAUAAAGCAACAUACUUUUCCCCAUCUGAUUUCAAUGUUGUGGUUGAUCAGUGUGAAAUAAUGUGUAGUACACUACGCAUAAGAUGAUGCAUAAUUCAGUGAAUUACUUAGAUGUUAGUUGAAAAAAAAAGCUUCAUCACAUUGAUGCAAAAUUGUGUAACCCUGAAAGCAUUUCCCACAAUGAGAUAUUGAAAAGGUUUUGAUAAAAUAUGUUCAAGCUAUUUCUAGAAAGUGGGCAUGCCCAGAGGUCAGUGUGUGCCAAGGUUUUGAAAAGUUGGUUUUAAUAAUUUUAUGCUAUUUUAAAGAAAUGCAAGCAGAGGUGCUGGGUUGACCGGCGCGUUCUCUCGCCAACUUGUAAAAUUUUCCCUUUAUCAGCACAAAAACCCAUGCAGACAUUUGAAGUUAUUUCUACAGUUAAGAAGAUACUAGCAUGUCUACAAAGCAACAGACUGUAGUGUGUACCGCAGCAGAUAGCCCAACUAAUUAACCAGCAGUCAUUAGUUGGCUGUUCUUGCAAAAAUGGUGAAAUUCUUCUGCACAACAAUAAGUUGGACAUAAAUGUGGUGGGUAUUCUUUGUGUAGUCAAAGUACUAAAUUUAAUAUAUAAUGUUAGACUAAUAUUAAAUAUGUAUUUUUACCAGCAGUAGAAAAAAUGUUUUUCUAUUUUUAAACCAAAGCAAUUAUGUCAUGUUAUAUAUUUUUAUUUUUAAUUGGCAUGUUUUUUGGCAUGUUUUUUGGAUAGUUAUUGUACCAAAAGAAUGUAAUGCAGGCCCAUGCUUAGUAAUAAUUGUAGUCAAUAUUCUCCUCCCUCUUCCCGGUUCAGACUAGAAGCAUUUGCAAGGCCUGUUGACACUUUUCUUCUUCAAAGUAAACAUAUACCCAACCCCAGUCUGUUUUAAGAACCCCAGUAAUAAGGCUUGUAAUAAGACUAAUCAAAAUGAUGCUUUUGCAGGUUGCAGGUCUCGCUGCAGGGGUGUUAACAUGGUUGUGAUUGUAGCACAAUGAACGUGCAAAAAGCCCUGAACAUAUUGUACAUUUGUACUUUCUGUUGCACAGAGCAUGCAAAAGUCAGGAUUAGGGUCGAGUCUUGAACUGUGUGUGCUGUGUUGUGCUGAAGAUCAUUGUCAUUAAUGUUGUAGGAGUCAACUGUGCUUUAAGGUUUUUGUUGUUUUAUUAAAGAACGUUUUUGCAUCUUUCUUUUACUGCAUGCUUGCGGACCACAUAGCAUUCAGCUGGUCCCUGAUGCCUUCUGGCAACUUCAUUCAUCCAGUAUUGUGCCAAAUUCCACCUUAAAUCAUUUGUCAGACUUUUAAAGUGGAACAAAAACUCAGAAUAAAGACACAACUUCUGGGAAAUUAAGGUUUCUCUCUGUGACUUUUAAGGUCACAGAGAAGUCUCUGUGACCUUAAUAGUUUUUUUUCCUGUCCACUUAAGUACUGAUUUUUUUUUAUUGCCAGUAUUAAAUACGAGGAGCUGUAAAAAAUGUUGACAUUAGCUGGUGGAUAGAUGUUGGAAGAGUACAUUGUUUAGACACUGAUGAUAAAGUUCUUUCAACCCGAUCUCCAGCCUUUUUUUCUCUUGAGGCCUACUUUUCAUGUCUUGUUUUGAUUUACUAUGGUGGGAACUUGUGGACCACACUGUCUCUAAAGGAUUUUUCAGUAUUUAAUUUUAGGUUAUACUUUAGUGCGAUAGGAGGUCCUGUUUCACUCCCAGCAGCCUUAGGGUGAUCUUGAUUUUUAUUAUUCAGUGAGUUUUCUUCUUCUUAAACUCGAAUGAUAUUUAAAUGGAGAAUUUGUAUGAUUUGAGCUGUUAUCUCCUUUUUUACUGUGUGAAUAAAAUUGUUGAAACAU